This is a messenger RNA of Branchiostoma belcheri (Belcher's lancelet), 868 nucleotides long. RefSeq names its product isoamyl acetate-hydrolyzing esterase 1 homolog. The record is from RefSeq and is a predicted model, not a curated record. The transcript is spliced from 7 exons. Lineage: Eukaryota; Metazoa; Chordata; Leptocardii; Amphioxiformes; Branchiostomatidae. Bases 9 to 758 code for a protein of 249 amino acids. Gene Ontology annotation, molecular function: hydrolase activity, acting on ester bonds.
AAACAAAGAUGGCGGCCUCCUUGGAAGAAAAUUCCGACGAACUGCAAACUUGGCCGAAAUUUGUGCUGUUUGGCGAUUCCAUAACUCAGUUGGCAUUUUGUGAUGGGGGGUGGGGAGCGGCAUUACAGAAUGUCCUGCAAAGGCAGUGUGAUGUGGUAUGUCGGGGACUGUCAGGGUACACCACGGCGUGGGGGAAGCUGGUUCUACCGCAGAUCAUCAACAAACACAACGCCAGGGAUGUCGUGCUGGUCACGAUAUUCUUCGGUGCCAACGAUGCUUCACUCAAAGAAAUGAGUCCUAAGCACGUCCCACUCGAUGUGUACAAGACAAACCUGACAGACAUGCUGGAGUAUCUACAACAGUCAGGACUGGGGUCAGACCAGGUCAUCAUCAUCACACCUCCUGCACUGGACGAACUGGCCUGGCAGAAACACUGUCAGGAGAUGGGAUCCAGUAUUAACAGGUUAAAUGACGUGACUGGUCAGUAUGCCAAGGCCUGCUGCGAAGUGGCCGCAGAGAGAAAAGUGACCUGUGUUGACCUCUGGACGGCCAUGCAAAAGGAAAAGGACUGGCAGAAGUUUUUGGAGGAUGGCUUGCACCUUUCCAGGGAGGGUAGCCAGUUCCUGGCACAGCUUCUCACCCCCCUUGCUCAGGAAGGCACCAACCAUCUACCAAUCAUCUUCCCUCUCUCAGAAGACGUGGAUCCCUACAAACCAGAGGAGGCCUUACUUAACAGGAGACAAACCAAAAAUGACUAAACGUAAUGUAGAUAUCGAAGGAGGAAUAUGGUGGACCCAUCCCAGCAUUCCGUCAAUACACAUUCCGCAAUACACAUUCCAAAUGCCUCAGGUGCUGUAUUCUCAAAUGC